AUGCCUCAUAAUGCAGGAAAAGCCACCCCUCCACUUACCACAUCUCCAUUUGCAGUUCUUAACAAGAAUAAAUAUUCCAACACCCACGCCAAGCCCAAGGGUUCCGGGGACAACCGACCAACUGCACUUCGGAUUAUCAAGGAUGAGCCUAGGGAAGGCGAUCUUAACGACAAGAUGGUGUUCAUCACUGGUUGUUCCUCUGGUCUUGGAGUAGAGACUGUAAGAGCAAUGAAAGCCACGGGAGCCACACUGUUCGUGACAGCGAGGAAUCUCGAGAAAGCAUGGUUGGCAUUAGGCGACAUUCUUUAUGGAGGGCACAUUCACCUCCUCCAACUCGACCUUGAGUCGUUCGAGAGCAUCCGUGCCUGUGUUGCAGAUUUCAAGCCAAGAGCGAUCGAGAGACGCUUCGGCAUCAAUGAUCUCCAUGCCUGGAGCGCUCGUCCAGGCGGUAUUCGGGCAGGGCUUCAAAGACCUAGUCUGUCAGACUACACCACGGUUUUUAUAUCGGGUAUCAUGGUCACCUUUAAUAUCAUGAUGAGCACCGAGCAGGGUACAUCCACGUCUAUUUGGGCUGCUGUAAGCAGAGAUUUAGAAGGUCAGGGAGGGAAGUACCUGGAACGGAACCAGAUCAGUGAACCAGUAAAAAAGGAGUUUAAACCUAUUGAUCCUGGACACGCCGAAUGGGCAUAUUAUGAGGAUAAGGCAAAAAGACUCUAUGACGAGUCUCUAAAACUUGGUUUAGUGAACGGGGUGUCAUUUAUGAGUAAUAUGUUAUAUCAACAAAGGCUCAAAAGAGCCAAUCACAUCCAGCCUAAAGAGCACUUAGGUAUCACCUGGGUAAUUGCCUCUCAUUGUCUGUCGUGUGGAUUCUUCCUUUACUAUGUGUGUCUGCAUCUUCAUAUACUUUCCCCUUGCACUGCUGAGAUCACACAACAACCAAGUGACAAACUUCAGGAUGGAGUAUACCACAAUGCAGUCCGCCAGAAACCACAGUAUCAAUCACCUGUCAAACAUCUGUCUUCCUACAACUGGAUCGAAGCACCUCAGCCCACGAUCGCCGUCCCAGGUAGCCCUGAACUAUGGUUUCCUUCCAGCGCUCCACAACAAGUACCAAAGGAUUCUGGUCUUAUAUAUUCAGCUCAGAAUACUGCUCGUCAUCCUGACAGUCCACUUAAGUCGCUGUUCCGAUCUCUGCACAUUACUCAUCCCUCCUUUGACAUUCGUUCGGUUGAUCUCGUGACCGAUCGAAGGAACAUUCGCAAACUUUUAUCAUACAUCAAUCCCAACCUUGGCAGAAACGGGCGCGAAUCGCUCACUAUCAAUGUUGAGAUAAUAAGGAGCGCUGCAGUUUUCUGUCGUUCAGAGACUGAGCCGUCGCCAUCCAUUGGAGCCCAUGAAUUCAUUGGGUUUCGCCAUGAGUUUGAGAAGGCGUACACUAGUAAUCAGAAUCUCUCAUACAAAUUGAGCAACUUGCAACUCGUCAUCCGGUACGAAACAAACGGCUACAUUGACGAUGCCCUAACAAGGCGUACGGGGGUGAACAACGACAACCUCGCGGCUUCCGUGAAGGACAUGCUUCUUGCCCCAACUCCUCCUCCUGCUGCUGCUCACGCCGCCGCUGGAUCCAAGUUAAUGAUCAAGAAAGAAGCGAAAGAAGCGAAAGAAGUGCCAAUCGAGUCCUAUCGAAAUCAAAACACACGUGAUGUGGAAGCCUAUCGACAUACAAAGGAUUCUCCCGCAACUAUGGAUAUCUCAAACUCCCAAACUUGGUUGUUUGAGGUACCAAAAUUCGAGAUUGUCGCACUUGAAAUUCAGAGCUGGGAAAAGAACCAUCGAGCCGAUCUGAACAAGUUGGUCGCGUCGAUCAAGAGUAUCAUCCAAGCUGUAAUGGAGAAUGGUGGGAAAGUAGAUGUCAUAUAUGAUGACCAGCACGGAGACGAAUUGGUGAUUUGA
Talaromyces stipitatus ATCC 10500 is the source of this 1953-nucleotide messenger RNA. Its product is annotated as short-chain dehydrogenase, putative. NCBI's taxonomy places the organism in Eukaryota, Fungi, Ascomycota, Eurotiomycetes, Eurotiales, Trichocomaceae. The transcript is spliced from 7 exons. Bases 1 to 1953 code for a protein of 650 amino acids. The record is from RefSeq and is a predicted model, not a curated record.